CCCUUCUCUACUGUUGCCAACUUUAGUUGUUCCUCCUAUGUCAUUGGAGGAGCAUCAACAAUGGCCCCUGCAAGGAAGACAACUGAGAAGCGGCAUAACCCUGUGGAGAGCAUCUGCAGAAAAAUCAGAGCCAUCCAAAAGAGAGAAGAGCUUUCAAAUCCAAUUCAACAGAUUAUCAAAUACCAAUCCAGCAGUUUCAGUAGUCCCCAGACUAACACCAGGAAAGAUUUUGAGGAGGUACUGAAGAAAAUGACUGCACCCAACACUCACUUGUCAGGCUCUGAGAAGGAUGAUGCCUUCAUUUCAUCUCAAACCAUGUCUCCAAGGACCCCAUCCAUCUCUCAUCUCAGCUCCCCUGAGAAAGCAACACACUCUGUUAUCCUCACAAGUUCUGAAAACAUCUCAAGGCCAAGAUCACAGAGCUUCCAGAAUUAUAUAUCAUUGGUAUCACAGGUCAGUAAGGGGGAACACUUCUCUAACAAGGAUUUGAAUAAUCAUUGUAAUGAAAAUCAUUUUAGUACUUUAACACUUGACUUUGAUACCAGCUCUGAUCAAAGCUCUAAAAUUUUUACUCCUCAGGAUUCAGUGGUGAAAAAAUGCUCUCUGAAUGAAGAUGGAUGGAAACCAGGAACUGAUGGCGCCAAGAGAGCUGUGACCUACAGCCGUGCCAGGGCCCGGGAGGGGCAGAUCUUCACCAGUAUUUUUCAUGCAUGUGACACAAAAGGCAGAGGCUCAGUAAGAAUUGCCAAAGUAAUAGAUUACCUGAGACAAACAACUAGUCAAGAUUCUGAAGACAGUGACUUUGAGCAGCUGUGGAACAUGCUUGGUCCUGAAAGGAGAGACGUGCCUGUGGAUCUGGAAACUUUCCAUGCCAUCAUGAAAGAAUGGAUGGCUUGCUGCAGAAACAAAUGGGAAGGAGUGAAUAGUGGAUCAGGAAGCUGUGUCGAUGCUUCUGUUUUUGGACAGGACAGCUUAAAAUCAGGGGGAGCAAUUAAUAUGACCACAGAGAUAACAGAAUCUGUAUCAAGGAGCUUCGAGGCUUUGGCUGGAGACAUGUCUAAAGGAGUCUUAGAGGUGUCUGAUUUGAUUACCUAUGUAGCAGACCUGCAUUUCAACAAGCAGAAAUUGGAGAAGGAAAAUAGUAAGUUUAAGUUGGCAAUGGAAGCCUUGGAAGAAGCUAACAGCCAAUUAUCAGAGGACUGUACUGAAUUGCACCUUCAGAUAAAAAGUGCCCACCAGGCUAUUAUGAGAACAAAUCUGUUAAAAGAAGAGCUAGAGGAACUGAAAACUAGUAUGAAUGCUUCAGAAGAGCAGAAGACCACAAUUGUAGCCCAGAACAAACAAUUAGAGACAGAAAACCGGGCUCUGAUUCUUAAGAUUCGGAAUCUCCAAGAGGAGAAUAUCAAGAAUAUUAUGGAUGUAUAUGCAUUGGAAAAGAAUAUUGAGGAAUUGUCUAAAACUGAGACAGAGCGCCAAAUGCAGUUACACAUGUAUGAGGACACUUGGCUUAAUAAAGAUGCAAGUUUGCAGAAGAAGGAUUUAAGUAUAGAAGAACUUAAGUCAACCAUCAUAGAAUAUGGAAGCAUUCUAGAGAACUUACGAGAGGAUAAAAACAAACUGGCUCGUGAGUUACAGCACUCGCAACAGGACCUUAUCAUGAAUGAGAUCCAAUCAAAUGUCAGUGGAGAGCAUGAGAGUAUCAUCUCUAGAAGAGAAAAAUCUUUACAUUGUGAACUCAUUCUUGCCCAGUCUGCAGAGAUCACCAAAAUGGACUUGCAGUGCAGUUGCAUCAGCUUGUCAUCUCUGGACACAGUAAUGGGCCAAGAAAUGCUGCUGUUACUGAGAGAACUUGAACAAAAGGGAGUGGAAUUCACAGCUCUUCUCCAGAAGCUGCAUGAAGAAGUUUCUGAGGUGGAAACCCUCCUCGAUACCUCUCUACAGGGGAUAGCUAAUCCAGAAAUUACUGUGAAAGAAAAGUGGGAGAACAAGUUCACUGAAUUCAGAUAUGCCAUGGAAGAGAAACUAAAUCUCUGCAUAUUAAAGCUGCACAGCUUGGGAAAACACAAAGAACCUCUUGAUAAAGAGUUUGUCAAAUUGAUAGAGAUUUUGAAGAGAUUCAGGCUGGAAUAUUUUCAUUUCAGAAGAGAAUUUCUUUCCAGACAGAAACAACUAGAAGCCCUUAAACAGCUGCAAGAAGAUGCUGUCAACCAGGAAGCCAUACUUAGGAAGAAGGUCCAAGAAGCCAGCCAAUGGCAGAAGGAUGCAGAGGAGCAGGUUGAGGAUCGAGAUGGCACUACCCACUCUGCCAGUGAAAAAGCUAAGUCUUUGCUGCAUAAAUUAGAGGAAGCAAUUUCAGAACAACUGAGUCUCCAGACUAUAAAUACUGAGCUAGUGAACACUUGCCAGACAGCGGAGCAGAAGACAAGAAAACUGAAAACAACAAUCAAGUCACUAAGAAAGAAGUUAAUUAAAGGACGACUCCAUAGCUUGUUGUUUCAGAGAUGUUUAGAUGAAGAAUUUCCUCACUAUGAUCCCUUGCCCUACAGAAAUACAAUUAAACAACAUCUUCAAGAACAACAGGAGCCGUGUUGUCAUAAGCAGUGUCAUGGUCAAGAAGCAAGGAUACAUCAGACACCUCUGACCUUCAAACAUACAUGCUGGUACACACCUCUGCUGGAUGCCUUGCAUCUGGAUAGUCUCACACUGAUUCCAAGACUGUCAUUGAUACCUUUCUCAUGUGUAGCUAACCAAAUUCAUGCUUCAUGUGAAAGGCCCAAAUAUGGAAAAAUAGAGGAUGGUACUUUGGAUGUGACUAGAACACACAAGUUCCCAGGCCCAACAAUUGGCCCCGACCCAGGAACAGAUCUUUCCAAUUGCAUCAGGAUGAAUGAUGACCUAAGUAUGGGAGAGAAUGGUAUUGAACACUUGCAUCCUGAGAGCCUGCCACAGUCCAGGGAACAUUCGACAAUCUCAUCUCCUGUACAGACUUCACACACUGAGAGUACUGUAACUAAAAACGAUUCUGGAUCAGAAACUUUGAAUAUGGCUUCUGGUGACCUUGAUUGUGAAGCAGUCUGUGAUAAGGAGGAGGAUAAAAAAUCAUAUUCUGCUAUGAUGAAAGUCAGAGACACAAGUCCAGCUCAUGAGAAGGUUGCACUCCAAGGCUCUGUGAAUGAGGACACACCCAUAUUAAAUCUGGAAGCCAAAAAGGAACCAAAAACAAUGAAUGAGCACAGAAAAGAAUGCGUUGCAGAAGACACUGCUAUUUCCUCUCUUCCUGUAACCACUGUGAAAUCGGUUAACUUUAAACAAAGUGACAACACUUCUGCUAAUGAGAAGGAGGUAGAGGCUGAAUUUCUCAGAUUAUCUUUGGGAUUUAAGUGUGAUUGGUUCACCUUGGAGAAAAGAGUAAAACUUGAAGAAAGGACCCGUGAUUUGGCAGAAGAAAAUUUGAAGAAAGAAAUCACUAACUGUUUAAAGCUUUUGGAGUCUUUAACAGCUCUCUGUGAAGAUGACAACCAGGCCCAGGAAAUCAUUAAGAAGCUGGAGAAGAGUAUAACAUUCCUUAGCCAGUGCACUGCACGAGUGGCCAGUAGGGCUGAGAUGUUGGGAGCCAUUAAUCAGGAAAGUCGGGUUAGUAAAGCUGUUGAAGUGAUGAUUCAGCAUGUAGAAAACCUGAAGAGGAUGUAUGCCAAAGAACAUGCUGAAUUAGAAGAACUGAAACAGGUUCUUUUGCAAAAUGAAAGGUCUUUUAACCCCCUGGAAGAUGAAGAUGACUGCCAAGUUAAAAAACGCUCAGCUUCUCUAAACUCCAAGCCAUCUUCUCUUCGAAGAGUAACAAUUGCUUCUUUACCCAGAAAUAUUGGGAAUGCGGCAAUGGUGGCUGGGAUGGAAAACAAUGACCGAUUCAGUAGGAGGUCAAGCAGUUGGCGUAUUUUGGGGUCAAAGCAGAGUGAACAUCGUCCCUCAUUACACCGAUUUAUCAGCACCUAUUCCUGGGCAGAUGGUGAAGAAGAAAAAUGUGAGCUAAAAACUAAAGAUGACUCAGAACCACCUGGAGAAGAAAUAGAAGAAAGGACAAGAAAGCCAAGUCUUUCUGAAAAGGGAAAUAAUCCAUCAAAAUGGGAUGUCUCUUCAGUUUAUGACACAAUAGCUUCCUGGGCAACCAAUCUCAAGACUUCCAUCAGAAAAGCUAAUAAGGCACUCUGGCUUUCUGUCACAUUAAUUGUACUGUUUGCGGCUUUGAUAAGCUUCCUCACAGGCCGGUUUUUCCAAAAGUCCGUGGAUGCUGCUCCCACCCAGGAUGGAGACACCUGGAUGUCUCUAGAACAUAUCUUGUGGCCAUUUGCCCAGCUCCGACACAACGGGCCACCGCCAGUGUGA
This is a messenger RNA of Pteronotus mesoamericanus, 4383 nucleotides long. It is a transcript of the gene IRAG2, whose product is annotated as inositol 1,4,5-triphosphate receptor associated 2. Gene Ontology annotation, cellular component: endoplasmic reticulum membrane. The record is from RefSeq and is a predicted model, not a curated record. The transcript has 39 exons. Bases 61 to 4383 code for a protein of 1440 amino acids. NCBI's taxonomy places the organism in Eukaryota, Metazoa, Chordata, Mammalia, Chiroptera, Mormoopidae.